Molecule: messenger RNA, 2145 nt
Organism: Phytomonas sp. EM1
Lineage: Eukaryota; Euglenozoa; Kinetoplastea; Trypanosomatida; Trypanosomatidae
Source: the annotation of a GenBank genome assembly
AUGCAUCAAGUCUCCGAAGGCUCUCGCGAGUUCGAAUCUUUCAUGAAUAAAGGAAUGAUCAGCAAAUACUACACUUUUAACAGCGCGAGCGGCUCACGAUACUUCUCGUCGCUGGAUGCGUUGAUAAAGCACGCCAAUGAUACCCGCGAAGCGAUUUGGAUUGACGUGCAGGGCGAACAAAAAGCUGCCCACUGGCGACUUCUCAAGGAGUUGUCCUUGGGCACCAACCUUACCCACACCGCGCUGAACGCGGUGGUGAACACCACGGAGGGUGACAUUGUGCAGAUGCAGCCGAUCGCCACGGACUACAUCACCGGCAGCGUGAGCUGCUUGCGGGGGAACUCGGUUUACGAAAACACGAAGAUCGACAGCGACGAGCCGGUGACGGGCUACCCUGCCUACGACGAAUUCGGGGGGACGGUGCCGGACGCCAUCACGGCGGAGACGCUUGACGCCAGCGGGGGCAUGGUCUGGUGCGUCUUCCUUGCGACCAAGCGCCUCCUGGUAACCCUCCACAGCGCCCCUUUCCUCGGGCUUGCUGAGAUGGUGCACAACCUGGAGGGGCGCUACGCCGGGGUCCCGUCAGACAAGUUCAACCCCGGCGCCGCUCUCGCCACGCUGUUAAGCUUCUCCAGUGAGCUGCUCCUCACGAAACCGGGUACCCUCCUGAACGAGGUGGACAGCAUCGAUGAGAUGUCGCUGCUCAUCGCCCCUGGCCCGCGCGACCAGCCGGACUUUCUUCGGCGUGUGGCGAAUCUGCGGCAGCGCAUCUCCGCCUUCCGUACCCGCCUUUUUCUGAAGGAGAAAGUAUUGUUGGAACUGCUCAGCCCCAUGGCGCGCGACAACUUUCUGGAGAUGGACAGGACCAGCGUAGGCCUGUGCAAGGACACCCUGGCCAAGGUUUCGAAGCAGAGCAACCUCCUCGAUGAUGCGCGCGACCUGCUGAACCAAUCCAACCUGAACUUUGUGACAGGCGUCAUGAUGCGGAUGUCGCAGAGCUCAGCGAGCUUGGAUUGGAAUCUUCGAAUUCUUGCUAUGAUUGCCACCACGUGCCUUCCCCUGAAUCUUGUGUGUGGUAUUUUCGGCAUGAACUGCAAGGUGCCGUUCCAGUCCGACGAAUACCCGACUCUGACGGCGUUUUACUGGUUGGUGGGAGGAAUGGUUACUUGGAUUGUUCUCACCUCGAUCCCUGCCAUUAUGAGCGCAUUCAGAGGCGCCAGGCUCAAAGCUAUUGUCAAGUCAGCAUACUAAAAGAAUAAGCAUGUAAUUGGUAAACCCAUUUAGGAUAUUUCAGUAAUAAUGCUAUUUUUAUUUUAAUAUAUACCUUUCUUUAUAUCUCUUUAUUUGACAAAUGGGAUCUAUUUUAUAGUAAGCAGAAAAAAAGCAAUGUCAAUCUUACUUUCCCUUCCAUAUCCAUAAAUACUUCUUAAUAAUUAACCUUUCUUGGGGCGAUGAGGAUGACAGGGGAAGGGGACACCUCAUGCACCAAAUGAAAAAGCCUGGUUAUGACUGGGUCAUUAUGUGUCCGAAAAUAGACAUUUACGUUUUGUAGGGUAGUUGAUUGACUAGUCAUAAGACAUAUAAUUUUUAUCUUUCAAGCUUGGCAUCCAGAGAAGAAUGGUGUGAUUUCGAUCACUUUUUUUUUUGUCUGACGGUUUGACAACUAGAAUGCUGCUUGAUAGCUGGUCGAAUGAGGUCUUUCGUGUUACUUUCAUCCAACUUCAUCCCUUGCUAUUUUUUGUUUUGUUUGUUUGUGAAAGAGGGCAGAAGUUGUGCCCUCGAUUACUAUUCUCGAAUUAAAGAUAAAAUAGAACAGAGAAGCCCAGGGGGAGGGGGAUGAAGUUUACACCCUUACAUUAGGUCAGCCAAAGCACGUAUUUCCCACACAGUAUAAAGCUGAUGUUGACGUCGAUGCGUAACAUGUCAAUUAAAAGUAGGCAUUAUCCACAGCCUUACCUCUGCAUUACUAUUAACUUACUAGCUAGCUUACCUAAUUAAACCCCCUUUACAGGAAAGGCCUAAAACGUACAACCUAUCUUGCGGAGCCAAACGCGUAGUUCCGACACAACUUGGAAGCAAGUCACUCAAUUUUUGCUCAUUCACUCGCACGAAUACACAUCAAUACAUAUAGAAAAGAACAUAAAA